UAUGUCGCCGGAGGACAGUGUAAGUCGGUGGCCAGGCUGGAGGGGAAGGUGGUGAUAAUCACGGGAGCCAACACGGGCAUCGGGAAGGAGACGGCCAGAGACCUGGCGCGAAGAGGUGCGAGGGUGAUUGUUGCUUGCAGAGACAUAGUGAAGGCAGAAGCUGCAGCCAGUGAAAUUCGAGCUGAGACAGGGAACCAGCAAGUCAUUGUGAAAAAACUGGACUUGGCUGAUACGAAGUCCAUCCGGGAGUUUGCUGAGAAAUUUCUAGCAGAGGAAAAGGAACUCCAUGUCCUCAUUAAUAAUGCUGGAGUAAUGCUCUGCCCCUACUCUAAGACUGCUGAUGGCUUUGAGAUGCACAUAGGAGUCAAUCAUCUUGGUCAUUUUCUCCUGACCUUCCUGUUGCUGGAGCGCUUGAAGCAGUCUGCCCCAGCCCGCAUAGUGAACGUGUCCUCGCUGGCUCAUCACGGAGGCCGAAUCCGCUUCCACGAUCUCCAUGGCGAGAAGAGCUACAAUCGCGGCCUCGCCUACUGUCACAGCAAACUGGCCAACGUGCUCUUCACCCGGGAGCUGGCGAGGCGGCUGCAAGGCACUAAAGUCACGGCAAAUGCUCUGCAUCCCGGUUCUGUCCAUUCCGAGCUGGUCCGGCACUCAUUUAUAAUGACGUGGCUGUGGAAGAUAUUCUCGUUCGUCCUGAAGACACCUUGGGAAGGAGCUCAGACCAGUAUCUACUGUGCAGUAGCAGAGGAGCUAGACUCUGUGACAGGACAGUAUUUCAGUGAUUGCCAGCCAGCCUACGUGUCUCCACGAGGUCGGGAUGAUGAGACAGCGAAGAAGCUCUGGCGUGUGAGCUGCGAGCUUCUUGGCAUCCAGUGGGACUGAGCUGCACAGACUUCAAGCAUGCAGCGCGCUGAGCCCAGCGAUGCUUCUCCCAGCAAGAGCACUGCUGAGAGACCUCAAGACAAGAAUGCUGAUUCUUAGCUGCCCUCCUGAUGGCUCUGUGGACACAAUCUAAUGAGAAUUUCUGGAGUAUUACACUUAAGGAUUGAGAUUUGUGAGCAACCAGUCCCCCUUCGUAGCUGCAGAAUUAGAGC
Messenger RNA from Apaloderma vittatum (bar-tailed trogon), 1091 nucleotides. RefSeq names its product retinol dehydrogenase 12-like. The record is from RefSeq and is a predicted model, not a curated record. NCBI's taxonomy places the organism in Eukaryota, Metazoa, Chordata, Aves, Trogoniformes, Trogonidae. The annotation marks the transcript as partial. The transcript is spliced from 6 exons.